GGAUUAUGAAACUCCAUGUGGUUUAAUGUGAAGCACAUACAGUACAUUCCAGGGCGUGAAGGACGAGCAUCACCUCCUGGACUCUUUCUGUCUUUCUGCAGACACUCUGAGGUUCUCCAUCAUGCACUGCCAUGAAGACCUGAUCUGCUGCCUCAGCUGUGGGAUGAUCCUGUCGGCGCUCGGGUACCUGAUCCAUCACAAGACGGCGCAGACAUCCUACGGGCGCCACAUGGGGCUCCCUCUCCCCAAAAGGAUGGUUCCAGCUGCAGUCGCCUGGUUCCUGCAGGAGCUGCCGGCUCUCCUGGUCCCCCUUCUGCUACUGCUCACCUCCAACAAAGCGUCCAGCGUGGGGAGGAACCUGCUGCUCGGGACCUUCUGCGUGCACUACUUCCAGAGGACGUUUGUUUUCGCCCUGCGGAGCAGAGGGAGGCCGUUCCCUCUGGGUGUCAUGGUGGCUGCAGCUUUCUUCUGCUCGCUCAACGGGUCCCUGCAGGGUCACUACCUGCUGCACUGCGCCCACUUCGAUGACGACUGGUCAGCCGACUGUCGCUACAUAACUGGUUUAUCGCUGUUUUACGUCGGAAUGGGAAUCAACAUUCACAGCGAUUAUAUUCUACGUAACCUGAGGCAGCCGGGGGAAGUCGCUUACAGGAUCCCGACAGGAGGACUCUUUGAAUACGUGUCCGGGGCAAACUACUUAGGAGAGAUCGUGGAGUGGUUCGGCUUCGCUGUGGCGACCUGGUCUCUCCCGGCACUCGCCUUCGCCCUGUUCAGCCUGAGUUUUAUUGGACCCAGAGCCUUCUACCAUCACAGGUUCUACCAGGAGAAGUUCAAAGACUAUCCCAAGUUACGCAAAGCUUUGAUUCCGUUCGUCUUCUGAGAGAACGAACGCCGAGCGAGGACUGAUCCUGAACCAACACACCAACCUGUAACCUGUUAGUUAUUAUAAAUGUAUUCUGAUGGUGACUGCAGCUAUAACGACGUUAACAAAAGUAAAUACCUUUAAACUUUAAUAAAUAGUCCGGGCUUUAAUUUACUUCAGUACAGAACAGACCCGGCCUU
Messenger RNA from Labrus mixtus (cuckoo wrasse), 1062 nucleotides. RefSeq names its product steroid-5-alpha-reductase, alpha polypeptide 2b (gene srd5a2b). Gene Ontology annotation, biological process: steroid biosynthetic process. Gene Ontology annotation, molecular function: 3-oxo-5-alpha-steroid 4-dehydrogenase activity. NCBI's taxonomy places the organism in Eukaryota, Metazoa, Chordata, Actinopteri, Labriformes, Labridae. The transcript is spliced from 5 exons. Gene Ontology annotation, cellular component: membrane. The record is from RefSeq and is a predicted model, not a curated record. Bases 122 to 880 code for a protein of 252 amino acids.